Messenger RNA from Oryctolagus cuniculus (rabbit), 1894 nucleotides. Lineage: Eukaryota; Metazoa; Chordata; Mammalia; Lagomorpha; Leporidae. The record is from RefSeq and is a predicted model, not a curated record.
AUGUCCAGAGUCAGUGCCAAGAAUAGGAAAAGACGAGGGUGGGACCCAGGGUCAGUGCCAAGGUUAACAGAGCCCAAGGAGGACGAGAGUCGGGCUCGGGUGAGAAGGACCCUGAGAGUCACCGUGAAGCCGAGCGGGGCGGAGCCGAGGCGCGUGCCGGCCGAGGCGCGGCUGGGAACGGACGAAUUGCUGGACGCCCGGGACCUGCUGUGUGCGGCGCAGGUGGACGAGGUGUGGAAUGAGGCUUCAAGGACCAGGGAACUGUGGAGGCAGCUGUGUCUGAGACGCUGGUCAUCCUACAAGGUCUCCAAGCUGGACCUGGGCGCACAAACUUGGAAAGAGUAUUAUCUCUGCCGAUCUGAGCUGGAGUUCCGAAUACAUUCUGGGAGACCGGGGAAGGGCUUCAUCUGCAGAGCACUUUCUGGGCAUACAGGAUACAUAGAUAAACUGGUCUACAUCUCAUCCAGUGAGUACCGGUUUGAUGGGAGGGAGAAGCCCGUGGUCUAUAUUGUGUCUGUGGACCGUACUGUUCGUGCCUGGGAUUUACUUGAGGGCACGGAGAUCUGGUACAGCCCUCUGUAGCCUGCCGCUCUGGUGAAUUUGGUGACCUACCCUCAGCUGCAGCUGGUUGUCACAGUGGACACACAGGGAUUGAUCAAAGCAUGCAAAGUAGAGACGGGGCAGGAGUGGGCCUCCUUCUUCCUACCAACCUACCUUUCUUCAUUGGGAGCCUGUGGCCAUCCAGAGGGCCGCCUCCUGCUGGUGGCCUGUGCUGAAGGGAACCUCUAUACUCUGGUGCUGCCUCAGCUGCAACUGGUCUCCGAGGUGACUGCAUUUCCCAACAGCCCCAUAAAGCUCGUGUGCUCUCCUGACUGCAAGUGGGUGUGUGCAUCCACACAGAAUUCACACCCGGGCCCAAAGGUAUUCUACACACCGUCUCUGCUGUUCCCAUCUGAAGAUGAGACUCCUGCCUCUACCGCCCUCUCCAUCCGGCUGAGUUUCCAUGCCUGCUGCGCCCCUGAUGAGGCAUCCAGAUUGAUUGCUAUGCACUGAAAUGACAAUGGCAUGCAGCUGAUUAUCUCCACCUAUGAGCUAAGGGCUGAGAAGUCCAGGGAAGAAGUGGACAUUUUGGUACAACAGAUUGCCAGUUUCCCAUUGCCAGACACUGAUACCCCACACCUCAUGAAAAGCCACAGCUCACAGGUACUCCUACUGGUGUUUGGACUGAAGCUGGUGCUGUUCACCAUAUACGGCCGGCAGCUGGCAGCCUUCCAGGACCACCAGAGGCCCAUCACGUCUGUGUGCGUGGACCCUAGCCGAUCAUCAUCCCUUGACUGCUCUUUGUGAGUCUAUGUGUGGAAUAAGAAAAAUAAAUCCCCAGUUCUCAAAAGCUGCUGUCACUUGCUUGAGGGAUCUCACAGAUGGGCCAGGGGAUAUACCCACGUGGAAAGUGACAGCAUGAAUAUUGUAGGCAUAGAAGCUAGAAGCAGUGGAACAAGAGUUCUAAGGUCAUACUGCUUCAAAGUGGAGCAUGGCUGAAAUGAUUACACCAAGUUGAAGAUGCCAUCACUUUGAAAGAGAGAGAGAGUGAAAUAUCAUCCAUCUACUGGUUCACUCCCCAAAUGGACACCUCAGCCAGGUCUGUCCCAGGCUUUGAAGCCAGGAGCCAAGAAUCUCAUCCAGGUGGCAAGAACCCAAGUGCUUGGACCAUCAUCCAGUGCUUUCCCAGGCACAUUAGCAGGGAGGUGAAUCGGAAGCAGGACUCAAACCGGCAAUCUGAUAUGGGAUGCCAGUGUCACAAACAUCAGCUUAACCUGCUGUGCUAUCAUGCCAGCCCCAGGUGAGGGAAUACUAGGCUGCCCAGGAAUGUACCAGGAACAUUAAAAGAUUGCAU